Durusdinium trenchii is the source of this 387-nucleotide messenger RNA. Lineage: Eukaryota; Dinophyceae; Suessiales; Symbiodiniaceae. The record is from the annotation of a GenBank genome assembly.
AUGAUGAUGACUGCAGCUGUGGCUGUGCUGGCGGAUGUGGCGGAUGCUCCAGCAACAUCAGCAACUGCACAGGCUGUGGCUGUGCAAGCGGCUGUGGGACUGGCUGCGGAAGCUGCGGAAGUGGCUGCUGUGGUUGUGGACAGCCUUGUGGUGGCUGCAACGGCUGCUGCGGGGGCUGUUGCUGCGGAGGCUGCAGCGGCUGCGGUUGCAGCGGUGGCUGCAACUGCGGGGGAUGUGGCAACGGCUGCUGCAGCUGCUGUGGCUGUGGAGGUUGUGGUGGAUGUGGAUGUGGCGGCCGUGGAGGUUGCAGCUGUGGUGGGGCCUGUGACAGUUGUGGAGGGGGAUGUGGCGGCUGUAGCGGCUGCUGUCAAGGAACUGGAACGCUGA